AUGGGUGUUGAGACACGUCGUACGGCCGCUGGAGGACGACACAAGAAGUCUACUCCUCCUAUUUUUAGCCAUGAAUUUGUCAUACAAAAUCAUGGUGACAUAAUGAGCUGCGUUCUUAUGGUCUUCAUCGUCGGACUCAUGUUUCCGCUCACAGCCUCUAUGUGUUCGGUAUUCGUUGCUCCACAAUACAAUGAAACCGUAAAUGUAACCUCGGAACUUGGGCCCAUGAGUCUGACUCUGUACCGAAAUGGUCCAGCUGACGUUCUCACCAUCCUCUUCUAUGCUGUUGCUUGGAUAGUUGUGCAUGCUGUUAUUCAGGAAUAUAUCCUAGACAAGCUGCAAAGAAGGGCUCGGCUAUCCAAAGUCAAAACCUUCAAAUUCACUGAAUCCGGACACAUGUCCCUAUUUGCAUUAUACUCCGCUUGUCAUGCAGCUUACGUCAUUACAGAUUUCAUGCAAAACUAUACUGAUGUGAAAAGGAUCUGGCUGGGCUAUCCUGAGGAGCAUAGGUGGAUGAAUCUCAAUAUGAAGAUUUUCGCUAUUUUACAAAUAUCUUACUGGGUCCAUCAAUUUCCGGAGUUUUACUUUCAAAAAAUGAAAUCAGACGAAAUGCGGCAGAGGACAAUUCUUUCGUUGUUACAUAUAUGUUUCAUUGGAGCUGCUUACAUCAUGAAUUUUAUGCGAUUCGCCGUUGUACUUCUGGCUCUUGAGUAUGCCUCGCAGACGAUUUUUCAUUUUUCGCGCCUCAUUCAUUUCCUCGAGAAAAAAGAGAUUGCCAAGAAUGGGUUUACUCUAUGGAACAUCGUUUUUCUUGUAGUUCGUUUGGCGUCAUCCGUAUUGACGGUCAUGACAUUCUGGUAUGGUUUGCGCCAGUCAGAGACGGCUUACAUAGAUAUAGCCAGCGGUAAUUACAACACAACUUACGUUCGUCUGAACUGUCUGCUAGCUGUUCUAUCCUUGCAGUUGUUCCAGCUGUGGAACUUCACUAGCUUCCAUGUCGGACGAUUCAAGGAGAGCGCCAGCCGUAAGACGAAGUCGGACACUAAGCGGCUUGCACCUCAGCCAAAGGGGAAAAAGACCAAGUCUGAGGAAUCCGUUUCUGAGAACGAGCAGAGUGAGGAAGCUGAUGGAAAUGUCAAAAAGGGUAAAAAGAAGACCAACUGAUUCAUCUUUAUCCCAUAAUCGAGAUAUUUGCUAAGACAUUGAAAUCUGAUUUAUCGUUUCAUGCAUGCUUUCGUUUUUGUAACUUAUUGUUGACUUCACUGUUUCAGUCUGUUGUACCUGUUUGUUAUCUGGUGGGUAGAAUCAUUCUCCUGAUCAAUUGUGAUAAUUAUCAUAAUCGCAUGUUUUGAGUGGAUCUAUUGAGUCUGGGAGUUCUGGGAGUUCUGAUCUAACCAUGUAGCUCUCCACUCACCACUUCAUCUUCUUUUUAGGCUUUAGACUCUCGAUGUCCCUGUACUAGUACUACAUGAACUGUCAUACGCAUUCGUUAACCUUGUUCACGGGAUUCAUAAAGGUUGCGCGACUUUUUACUACAUAGCAUUAGAAAUCUCUUGCUUUCAUACUUGUGUUAUCAACUGGUGUUCUCAUGUAAUUGUUUUAUUUAUUUAUUAUUGUCGAGCAUUCUAAUAAAACAUGAUCUUCUGGGAUC
This is a messenger RNA of Cylicocyclus nassatus, 1651 nucleotides long. The record is from the annotation of a GenBank genome assembly. NCBI's taxonomy places the organism in Eukaryota, Metazoa, Nematoda, Chromadorea, Rhabditida, Strongylidae.